Molecule: messenger RNA, 411 nt
Organism: Dibothriocephalus latus
Lineage: Eukaryota; Metazoa; Platyhelminthes; Cestoda; Diphyllobothriidea; Diphyllobothriidae
Source: the annotation of a GenBank genome assembly
AUGAGCCUCAUUCACUGUUGCGACAUAACCAGUCUGCACUGGAGCAAUAAUACUCUGCAAAAGUACGUCCGUCUGUUUGUUUGCCCCUGUUUGACUUUUAUUCUGCUGGCUUCUGUUGAAUCUGACUUUCGCGAGUUAUUGCGCCGCCGAAAAGCGCGUCUUCAACGUCACCACCACCAUCGUCAGGGUGAUGUGACGGAGAAGGAGCAGCUCAGCGAGUCUCUCCUCUGGUCUCAUCCAAUAUGGCUGCGUGUUCUCCGUGGUCUCGACAGUGCUCUCAUCGCCCUGAACAUAAUCGCAGGACCGGAUGUACCGAGACCCCUAAUGAUGGAAGACCUUAUCGAGUCCAUCUGCGCCAUUGUACAUUUUCACCUAUCGCGUCUAAUUGCCUGGUCAAAUGGUGAGUUUUGA